This is a messenger RNA of Aspergillus clavatus NRRL 1, 2241 nucleotides long. Its product is annotated as RNA exonuclease. Gene Ontology annotation, cellular component: nucleus. NCBI's taxonomy places the organism in Eukaryota, Fungi, Ascomycota, Eurotiomycetes, Eurotiales, Aspergillaceae. Gene Ontology annotation, molecular function: nucleic acid binding; exonuclease activity. The record is from RefSeq and is a predicted model, not a curated record. Bases 1 to 2241 code for a protein of 746 amino acids. The transcript has a single exon.
AUGACCGCCGCCAACCCAGAUAUGGCUGGUUUGAAAAAGCGCAAGCGCACAGAGGCUGGAUAUUCAGAUGAAGAACCGGUCAGAACUGGUGCCGAUCAAACGAACGGCUUUGGCGUAGGCCAGACUCUAUCGCUGCUCCAGACAGCAACAUCGGCAGCAGAAGACAACGAAGCAGUUCCCACAGAGUCAUCGAAAGCCAUUCCGAAACAAGUUAAAGAUGGAUUGUCUGCGCAGAGACCUACGAAGAAGAAGAGAGUCGACGGCGAAAAGACGAAAUAUCCCGUGCUCACCUACGUUGAAGGGCGACUACAGUCGUCGAUUCGCAUUGCGGAUCUUCAAAGUCUUCUACUCUACUGUUUCGCUGAUGGUAUCGCGCCUCAGUGGAUCUCCAUCAAGCAUUCGGGCUAUGUCAGAAAAAUUGUUGUGCUGAUGGUUCCGGGUUUGGAGAUUGGCAUGUUUGACGGUACUAUUCCGUUGGAACCGCAGCCGGAGAUUCGAGAAACUGAAUCGGCUUCGCAAGCUCCCGAUGUUGAUAUGCAGACCGAAGAUCCUCGGAAAGCGGACUUCCUUCGAUGGAAAGAAGGCCUCCCCCCGGAAGAUCGCUCGCAUCGGUUCAACCCUCGUCCGUUGGCGCGAGAUAACCUGCCGACACAGCUGCAACCGCUUGCAGACAUGUUCCCGCAUAUUUGGCCGGUCAAGGCCCCUGGGGAUUCCAAGUACAAUAAAGUGCACUCACCUCUCCAAGCUAUCCUCCUAUCGUCCUUGCCGAAAAAUAAAGAGAGCGGUGGAAAGGGCCCUAAGCCACCCCGAGUGGAUAAAAGCCAUGUUCCCAAGCGGACACCGAUCACUACAUUCCUCAGCAGUCUUGAGGACCUGCGUGAACAUGAAUAUGUUCUUCACCCGGCACUUCUGGCCACUGACCAGGAGAAGACAGCCCUUGCGGAGAGCCGCAAAAGAGCUGGCCAGUCUGUUGAGGAUGGCUGGGUUGACACGGAUGUCCCAAGUCUAGAAGCCGGACAACCUCCUGAGGAUGAGAUACAACAAGGCAGCAUGACGGCUGGCCGUGAUGUGCUGGCUAUGGACUGCGAAAUGUGCAUCACAGAAGGCGGCAAAUCAGAGCUCGCGCGCAUCAGCUUGGUUCGCUGGGAUGGGGAAGUGGUGCUUGAUGAGCUCGUGAAGCCAGAACUCCCAAUCAUCGACUACCUGACCCGUUUCUCUGGCAUGACCAAGGAGAUUUUAGAUCCGGUCACCACUACCUUAGCCGAAAUCCAGAAAAAGCUGCUCACAAUUCUGACUCCCCGCUCAGUGCUGGUCGGCCACUCGCUCAAUUCCGACCUGAACGCUCUGAAGCUCACACACCCAUUCAUCGUUGACACCGCCAUGGUCUACCCGCACCCUCGCGGGCCACCACUAAAGUGCAGCCUGAAAUGGCUCACGCAGAAAUACCUCGGCAAGGAGAUCCAGAAAGGCCAGACCGGCCAUGACUCUAUAGAGGACGCCCGUGCCGUACUCGAACUGGUCAAGCAGAAAUGCGAAAAGGGCGAGCGGUGGGGCACCAGCGACGCCUCGAACGAGAGCAUCUUCCGGCGCCUGGGUCGCGCCACGCGGCCCCGGAAAUCAGACGCGGCGGCCGAGGGCCGCACAGGAGCCGUCGUCGACUGGGGUAACCCCGAGCGCGGAUUCGGAGCGCAGGCGGCCGUCGCGAUCGGGUGCAAAAGCGACGACGAUGUUGUCAACGGUAUCUCCGCCGUUGUCAAAGGCGACGAUACCAACCCGUCCAUUCCCGGCGGCGGUGUCGAUUUCACCUGGGCCCGGAUGCGAGAACUCGAAGUCCUUCGUGGCUGGUGUAAUCGUCUCCCGGACCCGAACAAUGCCAACGAGUCCACCACCUUGGUUCCCCCGCCGGAGGAGACAACACCAACGGGCCCUACCUCGACCGAGCAAGCCGCCGCUGCUGUGCAGGACAACACUCUGUCAGAAACAGUAUCCCGUACUGUCGCGAACAUCCAGCGCGUCUACGAGUCUCUCCCCCCCUGUACCCUGUUCAUAGUAUACUCGGGCACCGGUGACCCGCGCGAGGUCAGCCGUCUACAGGCGAUGCACAAAACUUUCCGCGACGAGUUCAAUGCCCGUAAGCCGUGGGAUGAGCUAACAGUCAAAUGGACGGACACGGAGGAACAGGCCUUAAAGAAAGCCUGUGAGAGAGCUCGGGAGGGCUGCGGAUUCAUGUGUGUUAAGUGA